ACAACCCUCAAAGCUGCUAAUGAAAAGCCAAAACAAAACAUUAUCCUAUCCAGAAUCUAGUUGUCCCAUAAAGUGACACCGUUUUUUUGGAUAGAAAUUCCUCUUCAAUCUCAUGGACAACAUCCAAACUCUCUUCUUCAAGCAAUCCUCAAGAUUCAAAGCUACUUUCAUUCUCAAACCCAAAAGCUGCAGCAUUAUUGAUUUCUUUAUCAUGAUUUUGAUGGUGGGAUGAUUGGGACAUCAGUCCUUCACCAAACCCAUUUUCUGUUACCAUCAGAAAGCCCACAAGUUAAUCUGAGGUUGAAGGAGCAAGAAUGUUUAACCCUCUUGAGGAGAUGCAUGAACAUCGAAGAAUUCAGGCAAGCUCAUGCCCAAAUCCUCAGAUGGGGAUUCUUUUGCAGCUCUUUCUGUGCAAGCAAUCUAUUGGCUACUUGUGCUCUCCCAGACUGGGGCAGUAUGGAUUAUGCAUCUUCAAUUUUUCAACAAAUUGAGGAACCAGGUACUUUUGAAUUCAAUACCAUGAUUAAAGGAUAUGCUAAGGAUUUUAAUAUGGAGAAAUCCCUGUUUGUUUAUUGUGAGAUGCUUGAGAAGGGAGUUCAAUCAGAUAAUUUUACAUUUCCCUCUCUUUUAAAGGCAUGUACCUGGUUGAAUGCAAUAAAGGAAGGUAUGCAAAUUCAUGGGAAUAUUAUUAAGCUUGGAUUUGAAAGUGAUUUGUAUGUUCAGAAUAGCUUGAUUAACAUGUAUGGAAAGUGCGGGGAGAUAAAACUUUCAUGUGCUGUUUUUGAGCAAAUGGGUCAAAAGGAUGCUGCUUCUUGGAGUGCUAUUAUGGCAGCUCAUACUAGUUCUGGCAUGUGGUCUGAAUCCUUACAGCUUUUUGAGGAGAUGGGUCAUGGCAGAUCUUGUAGGCCAGAAGAGAGCUUAUAUGUUAGUAUGCUUUCUGCUUGUAGUCAUUUGGGUGCCCUUGAUUUUGGGAGGUUCUUGCAUGGAGUGUUGCUUAGGAACUUCAGUGAACUCAAUUUAACUGUGAAAACUUCUCUGACUGACAUGUACAUCAACUGUGGAUGUGUAGAAAAAGCUCUGUGCCUCUUUCGAAGAACAACAAAAAAGAACAAAUUUUCCUAUAGUGUAAUGAUCUCAGGACUAGCAAUGCAUGGGCGCAGUAAGGAGGCGCUAGAGCUUUUCUCUGAAAUGCUUUUGGAAGGAUUGCAGCCUGAUGAUGUUAUCUAUGUGAGUGUGUUGACUGCUUGUAGUCGCGAUGGACUUGUUGACGAAGGUCUGCAGUUUUGGAAUAGAAUGAAGUUUGAGCAUGGAAUAGAACCAACAAUUCAGCAUUAUUGCUGCAUUGUAGACCUUGUGGGCAGAGCUGGGAUGCUCGACGAGGCCUUAGAGUUUAUCAGAAGCAUGCCUAUCCAGCCAAAUGAUGUUGUGUGGCGAAGCCUUCUAAGUGCUUGCAAAGCUCACCAUAACUUAAAAAUAGGUGAGAUUGCAACUAAGAGCUUGGUAAGAUUGAAUUCGCGUAAUCCGAGUGACUUGCUGAUUUUAUCUCAUAUGUAUGCAAGAGCUAAAAAAUGGGAAGAUUUGGCUAAGGUUCGAACAGAAUUGGCUUGCAAACACUUACAUCAAACACCUGGGUAUAGUUUAGUUGAGGUGAAGAGGAAAGUUUACAGGUUCGUUUCGCAGGACAAGUCACACCCAGAAAGCGAAGACAUUUACGAGAUGAUUCAUCAGAUGGAAUGGCAACUGAAAUUUGAAGGAUAUUCUGCAGAUACAUCAGAGAUAUUGUUAGAUGUUGAUGAAGAAGAGAAGAAGCAGAGAUUGAAAUCUCAUAGUCAGAAGUUAGCUAUAUCUUUUGCAUUGAUACAUACAGCUGAGGGGGUUCCCAUAAGAAUUGCUAGGAAUUUGAGGAUGUGCAAUGACUGCCACACAUACACCAAGUCAAUUUCCAAGAUUUAUGGAAGAGAAAUUAUUGUAAGAGAGAGGAAUCGUUUCCACCAUUUUAAAGACGGGGCAUGUUCUUGUAGAGACUAUUGGUAAAUUUGUGUUAUUUGAGGGGGGGAAAUUCAAUUCAAUGUGGGUGCUGAGAGUUGAGAUGCAAGUUUUUUAAUUCUUUUUUGGAUGUUUCCUAUAACAUCUCCAUUUGCUUAACUAAUCAUGAUUAAUUAGUUAAUUAUUAG
This is a messenger RNA of Manihot esculenta (cassava), 2174 nucleotides long. RefSeq names its product pentatricopeptide repeat-containing protein At1g31920. Bases 229 to 2034 code for a protein of 601 amino acids. Gene Ontology annotation, molecular function: zinc ion binding; RNA binding; protein binding. The transcript has a single exon. The record is from RefSeq and is a predicted model, not a curated record. Gene Ontology annotation, biological process: RNA modification. Lineage: Eukaryota; Viridiplantae; Streptophyta; Magnoliopsida; Malpighiales; Euphorbiaceae.